GAUGCAUCGACCGUGACGUCAUGUCGCAGCGUGUCGACGCGUCCCCUGCUCCGGGCGGAAGUGCCUGCAAAGUAGCUGCGGACUGGAGGAAAGGUGAUCGAUCAGUGGCUCCCGAGCACGGACCACCUGCAGGAUCUGGGCCCCGGUGUGUCCGGUCCCUGUCCCGGGGCAAUAGAGAACCCCAGAACAGGAAUUUCUUCACUGAUAUUUUCAGGAUGUCAACAAUGGAAAAAGAACACAACUUGGUGGAACAGCCGGCUAAAAAGGCCAAAUUGCAAGAUGCAGAUGAAGAAACUUUAAGUCAAGUGAGUAACAGUGAAACUACCCAUCAGAAAGACGAGAUGGAUUCAAACCAUGCUAUGCCCAGUGAAAUUCUUCCCUGUGCAGACUACAUGCCACGAGCAACCAAUGAUUAUACCUCACAACUGUAUGCAGCAAAGCCGUAUACACACAUCCUUUCUGUACCUGUAGCAGAAUCUAUGGCAGCAUACAGUGGCCAGACUCCAUAUCAAACUUUGCAACAAUCUCAGCCAUACACAAUGUAUCCUCAGGCACCACAAACCUAUGGUCUACCUCCCUUUGGCGCAUUAUGGCCAGGUAUCAAAUCUGAAGGUGGUUUAAUACAGGCACCAAACCAAACUACCGUCCUGACCUGCUCAGCGGGUGUCACCAGCAGCCAGCCAAGUCCUGUACUGUAUUCUUAUCCUGUACAAGCUACUGGUACUAAUGUAAAUGUAAUGUCGAAUCCCUCUCCCAUUACAAAUAUUUCUGUUCCUACAGUUGCCAACAUCUCGAACCAGGAAUUUCCGACAUAUACUAUACUUGGACAAAAUCAGUACCAGCAGUCUUACCCAAACCAAAGCUUUUCACCAGCAACGUCUGCAGCCAAUUCAGAGAACAGUUCAGGGACGCCAGGAUUUCAGACCUGCAAAUCAGAUGCCACAUCAACAGCACAGUCCACCCAGAGGCCUAUUUCUGGUAUGUACAAUGACACAGAAACAGGCCAGCCAAUGAGAGCAAUGAGCAGUAAGGAGACAGAAGACCAAAGUAAGAAAAAUGUGAAUGUGAAAAACAGAGGGAAGGGUAAGAAAACAGAUGCCUCUUCACCACAGCAAAGUGAUCUAGAGCGUGUGUUUUUGUGGGACUUGGAUGAGACCAUUAUCAUCUUUCACUCUCUGCUCACCGGGUCAUAUGCACAAAAGUAUGGAAAGGAUCCUACUCUGGUUGUUGGAUCUGGCUUGGCAAUGGAGGAGUUGAUCUUUGAAGUUGCAGACACGCAUUUAUUUUUCAAUGAUCUGGAGGAGUGUGAUCAGGUACAUGUGGAAGAUGUGGCAUCUGAUGACAAUGGUCAAGAUUUGAGUAAUUACAGCUUUACCACAGAUGGUUUUAAUGGGACAGCAGGCAGCAGGAAUCACACCCCCAACGCUGGCGUCCAGGGAGGGAUGGACUGGAUGAGAAAGCUGGCAUUUCGGUAUCGCAAAGUCAUAGAGGUGUACGACAAAUACAAGAAUAAUGUUAGUGGUCUUCUCAGUCCACAGCGGCGUGAUUCUCUCCAGAGGUUAAGAACUGACAUAGAAGCCCUGACAGAUGGCUGGUUAGGAACAGCGUUGAAGUGUUUACUACUAAUACAGUCCAGAAAAAACUGCGUGAAUGUACUCAUAACCACAACCCAGCUGGUGCCUGCGCUGGCUAAGGUUUUGCUCUAUGGCUUGGGAGAGAUAUUUCCUAUUGAGAACAUUUACAGUGCCACCAAAAUAGGUAAAGAGAGCUGCUUUGAUAGGAUAGUGACAAGAUUUGGAAAAAAGGUUACUUAUGUAGUAAUUGGAGAUGGCAGAGAUGAAGAAAUGGCUGCUAAACAGCUGAACAUGCCUUUCUGGAGAAUCACUAACCAUAAUGACCUCACCUCUCUGCACCAAGCUCUGGAGCUGGAUUUCUUGUGAGAAAUUUGGUGAAAAGGAUGGACUUUCGUGAAUCAUCCAGAGACAUUCAAAUCUGCCUUCUGGUCUGAGAAGACUAUAUCUUACUUAAGAACUGACUGGGAUGCCUAAUUCAGGAAGAUGCUUUCCUUUGUCUUUAGAUUCCCUGAGAGUUUACCAACAGGGAAUUAUGGCUGCAGUGAAAGAGAGAGCCCUUCAGUCAUCUACGCUGAAUUUUUUUUUUCCUUCACAAUUGCUCCUCAGUUGCUUUUUCGUUUUUUUGUUUUUUUUUUUGUUUUCUUAGAUCUUACCUACCUCUUCAGUUUCAUGCCGGCUCCCCAAUUCUUCAAACUCCCCUUAGGUCUGCUUCAUGUCCAGUAUGUAACUUUACUAAACUCUGCAUGGAGAGUUUGAAGCUAUAUCCAGUAAACUUUGAAUAAUGGUAAAAUGGAAUGUCAACAACCCCAAUCAUGUUCUUCAUAUCAAGAAUAGAAUGUAGCAUUUUGUUACCAGUUCUUCACCUUUCAAAACUGAUACUGUACACUGACCUCAAAUGAAGUAGCCAAUCGUUUUAGCUGAGGAUGUGUCUGAAUCCAACUUUACUUUACGAUUACCCUAUUUUUUUAAUCUGCUUUCCAGGGCAAUGUACAUAUUUCUGGAUUUGUUAAACUUAUCAUUGGGGAAAUUGCUUCAUGGGGUUAUUUUUAUUUUUGUUUCUACCAGAUAAUCAUUCUGGAAAUAUUUCUUAAAUACCUCGAUGAGGGAGGGGACUAAAAAAGCCCCCACCAUUAAUUCACCUUGAAUGAUGGUAACUUAUUAAAAACUUGUAUUUUUUUUCCUCUCGCUUCUUUAACUUUCUGAUUUUUUUUCUGUAUAAUUUUCCUUUUUUUUUUUGUCCAAAGAAACAAUUUUGUAAUGUGACUAUAUAGAGGGAGGAAAACUGUUUACAGUAUUUGAACUGUUUUUAAGCAGUUAUUUGGGGAGAAAUAAUUUCUUGUUUGUUCAGUAGGAACAGGAAUACAUUUUCAGUAUUUGAAAUAAAAUGCCAAAGUGCAGCCUGUGAUUAGCCUGGCA
This is a messenger RNA of Pelobates fuscus (common spadefoot toad), 2990 nucleotides long. RefSeq names its product EYA transcriptional coactivator and phosphatase 3 (gene EYA3). Gene Ontology annotation, biological process: negative regulation of extrinsic apoptotic signaling pathway in absence of ligand; cell differentiation; positive regulation of DNA repair. The record is from RefSeq and is a predicted model, not a curated record. Gene Ontology annotation, cellular component: nucleus. The transcript is spliced from 18 exons. Gene Ontology annotation, molecular function: protein tyrosine phosphatase activity. Lineage: Eukaryota; Metazoa; Chordata; Amphibia; Anura; Pelobatidae. Bases 21 to 1940 code for a protein of 639 amino acids.